This is a messenger RNA of Cloeon dipterum, 1004 nucleotides long. RefSeq lists its product as uncharacterized. Bases 137 to 877 code for a protein of 246 amino acids. The record is from RefSeq and is a predicted model, not a curated record. NCBI's taxonomy places the organism in Eukaryota, Metazoa, Arthropoda, Insecta, Ephemeroptera, Baetidae. The transcript has 4 exons.
CGGCGCCAAUUGCUGCAAACGAGUUUAGUGACCAUCGUACCAGUCCGUGAUGUGUCACUAUUUUAGCUUUGAAGAAUUUUCGACGUGUUUUGUGUUUUUAAAUAAUUAUUGAGAUUAACCAUAAAAAUACAUAAUCAUGCUCACUCGGAGGGAAAACCUUUUGAUUCGCCCGUGGCAGCAACGGCGCUUCAACAGUCACAAAGAAAAGGUCAAGUCUGCAAAAGCCGUCAUCGAUUCAGGUCCCCCUAAGGAAAGGGGUCAUGUUACACUGAAGCUAAAAAAGCUGCAAUUUGAAGAGGAAAGGACAGAGAAAAUUGAGAAGGAUAACAUUCGUCUCUUGCAGAGAAUGGCUGCGAUCAUGAGCACAAGUCGUUUGGACAACCGAUGGCUUACUGAUCCGCCUGGAGGUUUUCUAGGGCGUAUUGGAAUAUAUGGACCUGUUCUGGGCCAUCGCAGGUUGAGUGACGAAUGCUUGAAAUUUCCUGACAUUCAUGAAAAAAGAUCAGAGUGCACAGCUUGCAGGAUUAGGGAGAUGCAGAAGGAAUACGAACAGUUGAAAUCGAAGAAGGAAUUUUUGAAGAAGGGCCAAUCUACGAUCUGUUCGAAGGAGUGCGAAACUGCUGCGGUAGUGAAGAGGGAAAGACCCAAGUCGGCUAAAGGCAAGACGAGAAAAAGUGCUCAUCCCAGCAAGUACAAGACGAAGCCGGUAGUCAGACUGAGACCUCUCUCUGGAAACAAGGUUGUGUUCACUCGUGGCCCACUUGAGGUGAGCGUUAGCUACCCAAACAACACUCAAGUGGUCCUUAAAAGAAUUGGUGAUGCACCAAAAAUAAUUGAUUCAGAGUUUUGCGAAUGCAAAGCGCUGCAAAAGUUAUAAUGAGAGAUCCAACUUCGUGUUCAGCUAUAUAGUCAAUCGUAGGCAUUCAAUAAUAUAAAACCAUGGGCCGUUGGUAUUUAUAAAAAGAAAUAAAACAUUCAAAAAGCGAAUAAGAUAACACAUUAGU